Molecule: messenger RNA, 1023 nt
Organism: Fraxinus pennsylvanica
Lineage: Eukaryota; Viridiplantae; Streptophyta; Magnoliopsida; Lamiales; Oleaceae
Source: the annotation of a GenBank genome assembly
AUGAUGGCAACAAAAAAGAUUUGUUCUUUAAUUCCUUUGCGCCGAUAUUUCCUCCAGUUUUCUUUACUUCAUUCUGUCUCUUCAUCCAGGCAGCUCCAGGAAUCGUUAAGAGAAGCAAUUAAAGUCGAAGCUUACGAACAAAUACCUGACAUUCUCAGUGCAGCGAAAGAUUCUUGCAGAAAUCCAAAUCCGUUUUCGUUCCUAUCGAAAUUUCCUGAAAACCAUAGAGCCCAUAUCAUUGAUGAAAUUUUACAGUCUUUCAUUUGCACAAGGCCACGUUCGCGGCCUCGGAUUGCCUAUUCCUGUCUACUUUCUUAUACUCUGGAGAGCCCAAAUCCGCUUCCACUUGCUCUGGCAAUUAUCCAACGUACACUUCGUUCUGGCUGUCUUCCUGUCCCGCAAACUUAUCUGUUUCUUUCAAAUGCAUGGCUUGCAAGGCGAAAACGAGCUGAAUCUGUUUCGAGCAUACUGCUCGAGAUGCAGUCAAUUGGGUAUUCUCCGGAUUGUGGGACUUGUAAUUAUCUUAUCUUGUCCCUGUGUAAGGUCGAUCAGUUGAAUGAGGCAAUUAAUGUCUUGAAGGGCAUGGGCCGGGCGGGUUGCUUUCCCGAUUUGGAUAGUUAUGGAACUAUAAUUGGUGAAUUGAGCGAGCAUAGAAUGAUAAAUGAGGUUGUAGAACUACUAAAGGAUAUGGUAAUACUGGGGUUGCUUCCGAGGCAGCAAAUAGUGGUGAAAGCAUUGGCCGCAAUGCGUGCCAACAGAGAUAUAUGGAGAGCUGUUCAGAUGAUCGAGUUUUUAGAAAGCAAAGAUGUGUAUAUGGGGUUUGAGGACUAUGAGUCGGUGCUUGAGGGUUGCUUAGAAUGCCGUCAGUUUGUUUUGGCCGGAAAAUUUGCUAUUCGAAUGACUGAGAAGGGGUUGAUACCAUACAUUAGAUUGAGGCAAAAGCUUGUAGAGGGAUUGGUUAGUGUUGGUGAAUCAGAGCUCGCCUCUGUUGUGAGGCAGAGAUUUGUACAAUUGAAAUCUUAG